AUGGAUAUAUAUUCGAGUCAUGUUGAGCUAGAGUGGAUUCCUCAUCUUACUAAAGAGGUGUUUCCAACCGUCAAUCUAUUGAAAGGCGAUUUGAAAAGUCAACUGGAAGCUGUUCUUUCGGAUGAGCUCGAGUUAAUUCCUGCUAUACCGAGCAUUAUACAAGAUGGCAACCUUGACAAUGAAAAGAAAGAUAAACUUCGGCUUCUCUUGCGUGUCGAAGAGAUCUGGAAAUCCAUGUUGCCAGUCCUUGACCUGGCUACCGAUCUGGAAGAACGAAAGGAAGCCGACGACAAAAUGUGCUUGUUUAUUAAAAGUUUAGCACGCAGUGUUCAUGCAGGUCCCGAUAACUUAUUCGAGUUACUCCCGAGUAAUUCUACCGAGGACUUGAAGAUCGACAUCAAUUCAGCAUGGGACAAACUUCGAGACAAGUUAUUCUCCGAAGAAGUGAUGUCAUCAAUUAUUGGAAUGCUCCAAUCGAAGAAGCUAGUUGUACCCUCCGAACUACAUGAAAGUGCCACAACAGUCUUUCAAUUAGCUGUCGAAUUAUUCAGCUUCAACAUUCGCAAGGACACUAUCCGUCGACUACUAGGAGGGGACCAAGAUAGUUCAGAUGCCGAGAAGAACGUGUUUUUCAUUGCAAGGAUUAGCGAGGUCCUCCAGCCAGCACUGAUAGAGUACCUCGUGCAGCUGCAGCAGAUGCUAUCGCUAACGACCAAAUGUGAUGAUUUUCGGCGCCUUGUUGCAUGCAACUACAAGACUGUGGAAGCUGUCAUCGAGGACCACCAGUGUGGUCGUGAUGCUCUUGUACAAAGUGGCGUCUCUCAUGAACAGGCCACCAAAAUUUUGAAGAGAGCAUCUGUCAUUGCUAUACGUAACGAGCGUAUAGCAAUAGAGGCAUUACGAUCCAACGGAUGCAAAAAUCGAGGCAUGGAACAUGAAAUCUCUAGCAUAAAUCAAGAGCUGGUAAAUCAACACUCUCUACGUGAUAUCAACCUCUCAACCAUGUUCCCCAUGGGGAGCAUGAUAGAAGACGAUGGCAUCUCUGUCACCUCACCGGCAGCCUUUUUUGUUCACUUAUUAGACUCGAUUAAGAAAGCAUCCUUGGGGGCAGCGGGAGGAAAAGCGACUACAUUACAGGACAAACUAUUUGAGCGGCGGCCUGAUCUAAAACAGUUGGACUUGUCUUACUUCAACACCAGCAUCCAAAUUCGCUACAUUGAUCUUGUAAAUGAGAUUCUUGAAGCCAUUGCCUGGGAACAAUCCGAAAAACUCCAAAAUCCUCUUUCUCCAUUUAACAUGGAGUCUAAAGACACUGCCGAACGGAAAUCCUCCGAACCGCAACACAUUCGUUUAGAGGUUUAUGAAAAAUACGUUCAGCCUAUGGUGUUUCCCAUGAAUGUUUUCCCCUACAACCACGCCAUACAGAGCAUUCGAUUAUUGAUGAAGGCCUGUGGAGUCCCACUUAUACAAAUCCUUGAGACGUUUUCUGCGCCCGACAGAAUUCAAUUUGCCACAAAUACUCCAACCGUCAUAAAAAUGCGUAUAGAAAUUAUCAACCGUGCGUGGGCAGCAGAAGUGCUCGGGCUGCAAUAUGAAGAUUACGUAGCCAUCACAACAGAAGGCUUUUAUCCACACAAGGAGUGGCCUAGCGAUGACUAUUUGAAGUCGGUUGAUUGCCGAAAAACGUGGGAGUACUGGGGCUACGAUAGCGAACAUGAUAUUCUGAGUUCAUCCAGUGGCUUGACACUCGUACAAAAAGAGACAAUGCCGCGCAGUGGAUUGAGCUUUGAGGAAUUGCUUUCGAUUACAAAGUCUCGAUAUUUUUGUGGUACUCUCCAAAUGAAGCCCGAUCAACCGAAAAAUCUCAGCGAAGCGAGAAUAGAGCAGAAAGAUGGGGACUCUACAACGCCUGGGAUUGACACAUGCCAACGUCUCCAAGCGUUCGUCAGGCUGUGGAGAAAACUACCGUGGACAUUGCAUGAGCUUGAUAUCUUCGUAUCUAUGUUUGCCGGUAGUGCCUCCAUUGACGCAGAUGUUAUUGGGAAAAUAGCCUGCGUGCAGCAGAUAGCAGAGUUGACGGGAUUAGCUCUUGUGGAGAUACAGCCCCUCUGGGGAGAUAUCGACACAUACGAUUAUACCUCCUUAAAAGUGUACAGCUUGUAUACCCGUCGGUUUCUACAGUCUGCGCACCCGGACGAAAUCUUUUUCCCAAAGAAAGCUGUCGAUGAGGCCUAUCAAUAUUUUAAUACCGACUCAAACAUUGUAGAUUAUCUGCCUACAAUUUUGGAGGGAGUUCGGUUGACCAUGGAUGAGUAUCUUGAGAUCAAGGAUCUCGUGCCGACAAUUCUUACAAUGAGCAGCUUAAGUCAACUAUACCGCAUCUCAACGCUUUGCAAGAUACUCGACGUCCCAGUAGACAAAUACAAACUCCUGAUCAGCGUUCACUCAUCCAAAUCCCAAUUCAAUCCUUUCCAGGAUCCGUCAACAACCCUGGCUCUGAUCAAGGAUCAUAAAGCAUCACGGUUCAGCCUGGAUGAAAUUCUCUUUAUUUGCACUGGAAACGCUAUCAAGUCUGACGACGCGUAUAAUCCUACUCAAGAGAAUAUUGAAAAAAUUAUAAAUGCGAUGAUUCAAGGCUUCUCUGCGACGGAUACUUACGACGGCAAAGCGCCGCUAUCCUCACCAUGGCAAAUAAUUGUUGAGCAUCUUCAUCCGCACUUCCCCGAUGUUGAAAAAAAUGUUUUGGAAUAUUGUUUGUCGGCAAGUAUUACUACAGGUACUCGCAACGUAACCUCGAGCUCUAGCCUGGAAAUUAUACUUGCAAUGGAAACAGAGCCUAUCACCGACAAGCCUCCUUUGGCAUUGAAUAUCAGGAUUCCUGAGAUAUUAAAGCCCAUAGUACUAACCAAUCCGCAUAUUAUAUAUAUUAUGGAGAUGCUGGUCAGGCGUCUUAUGCAUACUGCCGCGAUCGUCAGGCGAUGUGGACUGAAGAAGGCUGAAAUUGAAAUGCUUCGAAACCUCAAGAUUGCCUUCAUUGGUUUCGCCCGUCCGGAUCUACAAGAAAUUCGUGAACUAGAGCGUUAUUGUCAACUUCGGGAAGUCUUCCCAAAUAAGAAAGAAAAGCAACCGCUGUGUGACUUUUAUACAUCUCUCUAUCACAGUCCCCCUGGAACAGUCGAACAUCUUAUAUCUCUUCUAGUAUCCGUCAGUGGUUGGUCUUCAGAGAUGUGUGCUAAUUACAUAAAAGCCAAGUAUGCCUUGGACGACACUUCAAAUACAAAAGAGGAAGCCGACCGCCUGGCAAAACGCUUUCGAAUCCUAUCGACCCUUCUAGAGAUGAGCAACUCCAUCUCUCUGGUUGGCAAAUUGCGACUUCCAGGUAUAUCACUGGAACAGUUGUUUGCAUUAGCGGAACCUAGACUUCCCAAGAACACACUUGAGCUUCCAAAGGUACAUGCGCAUUUAUUUCCGCGUGGACAUUUUCCGUAUUAUCCACCACCUCCUAAACGUUCACCACCUAAACGUUCACCAACUGAAUCUCCACCACCUAAACCUUCACCACCUCAACCUUCACCACCUGAACCUUCACCACCUGAACCUUCACCACCUACACCUCCUCCACCUGAAUCUCCACCAACUGAAUCUCCACCACCAGAGCCUCCAGUGCCUUCACAUACCAUGGUAUGGAAUGAUUAUUUUGAGUUUGAGAAAGCUCUCCGAAAGGCGAUUCGAAAUCUCCGAAUAAUGCCUGGUGGCGGUGCAGCGUUUGAUAAAGCGUACGAUGGGAUACGCACAGCCCAGCGUGAUGCCAUGGUGCAAUAUCUAUUAGCUCAUAGUUACGCUAGGCAAAACGAGAUACGAGAUGCAGAAGAGCUGUUUGAACAUUUGCUCAUCGACGUUCAAAUGGGGCCCGUGCUGCAGACCUCGCGACUCAAGCAAGCCAUCUCAACGGUACAACUCUUUGUUCAAAGGUGCUUGCUGGGUGUCGAGCGUCGCCACGGCAUUACGGGGCCGAAAUUGCGCGCGAACAAAUCCGUUGAAUGGGAUACAAUGUUCCGCUACAGGCUGUGGGAGGCAGAACGCAAGGUUUUCUUACAUCCCGAAACCUGGGCAGAUCCCACGCUCCGAGAUGACAAGACGGAACAGUUUUUGGAGUUUGAGACGGCUAUGGCACAAACCAAGCUUGACCCAGAAAGCAUUGCUACCCUAACCAAGACGUAUCUACACGAAAUCGAAAAAAUUGCCAAUUUAGAGAUUGUCAAUUAUCUUUGGGAUCGGACUGGCUCAGGAGACGGUCGCACGCGUUACGCUGACAUACAUUUCUUCGGACGCACGAGAACGCAGCCGGUUUCCUUUUAUUACCGCAAAUUACAGAUUCGCCCAAGGGAGCAUGAUGAUGAACAAGACAUGUAUUUCUGGACGCCCUGGGAAAGACUCGAUAUCGACGUGCCAGUCUAUGAAACAGAUGCAGACGGACGACGACUUGAUAAACCCGGGUCAUAUCUAAUUCCAGCAGUGAUACAGGGCCGGUUAACGUUGUUCCUUCCUGAAAUCACACUGAUGCAAACAAAUAAUGAAUUUACUUCGAAUGGCGGAAGAACAGGUCAGGACUUGCUCAAUGCGAAAAUGGCGUCGCUUGUUCCACAACGUUGGUGGGACGUUCGGAUGGGACGUACUGAAAGACGCAAUGGAAAGUGGCUGGCAAAAUCAGUACCUCAAGAGGCGAUUCAAUGUAAACCAAUCACAACGUACACCAAAGUUAAACUUUCUGGGAUCGACAUCGUCUACGCCGGCGUGGAAAAAUGGCCCGCCAUCGAUGAAUUCAACUUCUCUCUACUCGAUACAUACCGAGAUGAAUCCAAUCCAAAUCUGCACAUCGAGGUCGAAUACAGAUACCGUGAAAAGAUUAACUCGGAAAAGGAGAUCUUAAAGUGUUUUAGUUACGGUGCAUUCGAAUGUCAUGGCCAUCAACUGAUACGUCGACAGCGAGGGCUGUAUGAUACUCAUGAACCACCGUAUGAUAUCACAAGCUUCCAAAAGACUAAUUACGCAAAGAACGGCGAAUUCAGCCAAGAGAGAGUACUGGGUCCAUUCAAAGCAAAUCAUGUUGAUGGGAAAGGAAUUCCUGAUAUAUCUCGGCGCAACUGGACUAUAUCAUUCGAUGAAUCCCAUACAUCAUUUAAAAUACCUCCUGGGUUCUUCUCCCCCAAACCGUGCUCGAAAGCCCUCGUCUUUGAUGAGGAAACCUCGAAACAAGGUUGUCUGCAAUACAUUGGAAUACCUAAAGCCUUUUCUAAAGAAACAUAUGAAGUCAAAUUUCAGUUGUAUGAUUUUACAAACUUGCUUACGGCAAGAUUGAUAGACUGCGUGAACAAUGGCGGCGAGGUCGACGCAGUCCAUCAAUUCCUUCAUAAAAUUGGGUCUGAGAGCACCGAGUCCCGUGAUACCUUCGGCUUGCAUCAUUAUGUCGACAAUUUCUUCCAUGAACGCGCUCGGCCGUUUUCCAUAUAUAAUUGGGAGCUCGGCGUUCACAUCCCAAUGCUACUGGCAGAGCGUCUCAUGGCUACGCAGCAAUAUGACCUAGCUCUAGAGACCCUGCGCACCAUAUUUGAUCCAACUCUCAGCGAUGAUCCAUAUCAGUGUUGGUUAUUUCCACCUUUUGUGGAUGCUAUCAAGAAAUUGAAUACUCGUGACAACGAGCCACUUGUGGAACGAACUAUUAUGGAACAAUAUGAGAACAAUAACGUCCAUGUUUUGGCCCGCAACUCUCCGGAGGUUUACAUGAAGCGAAUAAUGCUCAAGUAUAUAGAGGUCCUUAUUGGAAUGGGAGACCUAUUUUUUCGUCAAGCAACGCUCGAGAGCAUUCCGCUUGCCAUCGAGCGAUAUAUUCAGGCGUCACAUCUGUUUGGUGCUAGGCCAGUCAUCAUACCAAAGUUGAUUGAAACAAAAGCAAAGACAUAUGAGAAACUCACAGAACCCGACCGAAAUUUUUCAAAUGACAACUAUAAUGCUGCCCUCGACACUGCCCCUAGUGGAGUUGCCGUAUUAAAUGGACAUAAGCUUAAGACUUUGGGGAUUGCACCAUCUAAAUACAGCUAUUUCUCCGUUCCUACCAAUCCGUAUAUAAUCGACCUGGGCAAAAAAAUCGAUCAACGACUGUACAAUAUCCGAAACGGAUUAGAUAUCAAUGGUAUCCCGAUUUCUCUUCCGUUAUUCGAACCGCCCCUGGACCCGGCCAUGGUGCUUGCCGCACAAGCUCUCAGAUCAAUUGGUAGUUCAGCUAGCCCGUUUACCUCGCAAGAUGGCCCAAUUCCCAAAUAUCGCUUCAGGUACCUUAUUCACCAGGCAUAUGAACUCGUCAAUGAAUUACGCCUGGCGAGCCAGCAAUUAAUCCAGUUUAAAGAGAAGAGGGAUGCUGAGGCCAUCUGGCUGCUUCGGACUAAGCACCAGCGCACCGUUUUGGGACUAACAAUGCGUAUAAAGAAGAAUCAGAGACUUGAGACGGAGAAGGGCAUAGAAGUACUGCAGGAAACUAGAAAGCAGCUGGAGAUGCGACUCAACUAUUACCUGCAGCUGACAGGUGACACGCCCACGUUUCCAACGGCUGAGGGUGACCAUUGGGCGGAUGUUGUUCAAAAUAUCGCCUCACCAACAACCGAUGAUCUAAGGAUGUCUCCCUUUGAACUAGGUGAAAUGAACUUGUCUGAGAAAGCUUCCGAUAUGAACAUAGCAGCAGGAUUGUUAGAUGUCGCUGCUGCCGCCGCAUUUGCAAUUCCCACCUUUUCUGUCAAGACACAGCCAAUGGGUAUGGGGUCGGAUGUUAGUCUCGGCGGAUAUGUCUUGGGGCAGUUGAUACAGUCACAAGCUGCUGCUGUUAAGUUAGGUGCACAAGUAUAUACUGACCAAGCCGUCAAGGCUGCGCGGGCUGGUGCCAUUACAAAACAGCUGCAAGAGCGCCGGCUUGAGAUCAAUGUUACCGGUCGCGAGAUGGUUAAAGUUGACAAAGAAAUUAAGCAAUUGCGAGUACGCCUGGACGUAUGCGAUGCAGAUAUGAAAGCCCAUGAGCAAGAAAUCGAAAACGCAGCAGCUGAAGAAGAAUGGCUUCGCAAGAAAUACACAAGCGAGCAAUUAUACGCGCUUCUGGAAAACUCAAUGAACAUUAUUUUUCAACAAACAUAUACUAUGGCGGCCGAUAUGGCUAGUUUGGCAAGACGUGCACUGAACUUUGAGCACGCAGCCCAGUUUAAUAAUGAUAGCAAGUUGCCCAAGGUUGUUAAUUACUGGGACAAUUCGCACGAUGGUCAUUUAUCUGCUGAGUCUAUAAAGAGUAUUUCCUUGCGACAGCUGAACCCCAUUGAGCUUUUGAAGCUGCGAGAGACUGGGGAAGCCAUUCUCAACGUACCGGAGGCUUUGUUCGAUAUGGACUACCCAGGCCAUUUCUGUCGUCGCAUCUCGUCAGUCUCCGUCUCAAUUCCCUGCAUACUAGGAGCAUAUACAUCCCUCAGUUGCACACUGAGGCUAACGAAACAUGGCUACCGUAUUUCACCGGAUUUGAAGACGCCCGAGAAGGAUGCCUUUCGGCAAGAUAUAGUUCCUAUAACAUCUAUCGCUGUCAGUAACGGUGUGCAAGAUUCUGGUAUCUUCAAUAUGGAUUUUCGUGGCACCGAUGAGUAUGGGCCUUUUGAAGGUGCUGGAGCUAUAUCGACUUGGAAAAUUGAACUCCCCCAGGUAUUCAAGCCAUUCGACUAUCAUACCAUAUCUGACGUGUUGAAAGACAUAGUCAAAAGGCUACCGUUCUGGACGCAACAGAACCGGCCUACCAGCGUCACGAGCAUCACUCUCCUUAUGUAUCCCCAGAAGCCAGCAAGUGCAACAGUCCAUGUAGGAAAAUCUUCGACCUCCCCGAUCAAGCUAGAUGGAGCCAGGGCAGAUGCACUCAGCCCGUAUGCCCUUGCGAUAGCAGGCAUCAGCCAGCCUCUAGAAGACCAGUGGGCAAUUGAGAUGCUCCCUAAGGCGUAUGAACGGGGGUGGUUAGUGAUUGGAUACUCUGCAGGCCGAUCCACGUGA
Molecule: messenger RNA, 8067 nt
Organism: Trichoderma virens Gv29-8
Lineage: Eukaryota; Fungi; Ascomycota; Sordariomycetes; Hypocreales; Hypocreaceae
Exons: 4
Coding region: 1-8067 (2688 amino acids)
Source: RefSeq, a predicted model, not a curated record